CUUUCAUUUCAUCUCCCCCUCGUCUCAUCCUCCCUAGACUGUCCUUGGAGUCAUAGAUCACUAGUUACCACCAUUGUCCCCAACAGUCUGCACUUACGACGAUGUCUGGCUCCGAGGUUGACUCCGACGAUUCCCAAGGCAUCCACCUGCUCGUGCUCAUCCAUGGCAUGUGGGGCAACCCAUCUCAUCUCGCGGAGAUGCGCCGGAUCAUGGAGGAGAAACGUGGACAGCUAGACUCCGAGAGGGGACCGCAGGGCGAGCGACUUCAGAUCCUUUUGGCUGAGACGAACCGGGACGAUGGGACAUACGACGGCAUCGACUGGGGAGGAGAGCGGGUUGCUGAGGAGAUCUUCGAGGAGGUCAAGAAGCUCGAGAAAGAUGAGAAGAAGGUUACGAGGUUUUCUGUGACUGGAUACAGCCUCGGCGGGCUCAUUGCAAGAUACGUCGUUGGUAUCCUGCACCAGCGAGGAUUCUUUGAGAACGUUACGCCUGUUAACUUCAAUACCCUUGCCACUCCUCAUAUUGGCCUCCCCCGAUACCGCACGUUCGUCUCGGGCGUGUUUGCCUUUUUGGGGCCAAAGCUCUUGUCAAGGACGGGAGAGCAAUUCUACGUUGUGGACAAGUGGUCGAAGAACGGACGACCGCUCCUCGAGGUCAUGGCCGAUCCGAAUCGCAUAUUCUACCAAGCCUUGACGCGGUUUGAGCAAGUCCGCUUCUAUGCAAACGCAGUGAACGAUGUCACUGUGCCUUAUGUCACCGCCGCGAUAGAAUUAGAAGAUCCCUUCCUGGAGCACGCCUUUAACGGAAUCAAAAUAGAAUUUGACGAAAAAUAUUCCCCUAUACUCAGGUCUUAUACCCCAUCUACCGUAGUUGAACCGCGCCCCAAGCCGCGUGUAUUCACCCCACAAUGGUUCAAGAGUCUGAAGCCAGAACGUCCUCUCUUACCUCCCGCGCUUCAGUUUGCCUUCCCCUUCAACAUUCUCCUGAUUCUCAGCACGCCUAUCCUCAUUCCUCUGGUGCUCUCGCUGGUCAUCACUCGCUUUGCGCUCGCUUCGCGUGCGUCCCGCGCGCGGAUCAAGCUCCUCGAGAAGGACUCGGAACAAUCGAACACGGAGCGCCUGGUGCACGUCAUCGGACGCCUCGAGCGCGAGAUGGAAGCCGUCGCCGUCGACAUGCUCGACGCACCCGGCAGCUCAUACGACGUGGAAUCCUCCCAGCCGCCGCUCUCCACCGCCACCCCCGCGGCGCUCGCAGACGCGGAGGCCGACUUGGACGCGGCGGCGAGAACGCAGGCCGAGCAGAAGCAAGACUUGGUGUUGGCAGACGUCCAGAAGAAGAUCGUGGGGUGGCUGAACACGCUGCCAGGCCUGAAGAAGGAGCUGGCAUUCAUCCAUCCGGUGCGGAACUCGCAUGCGGUAAUUAUCUCGAGGGAUGUGAAGCGGUUCCCGGGCCACAAGCAGGGUGAGGGCGUUCUUCGCCAUUGGGCGGAUCAUUUCAUUAUCUAGGGACUUUUGGACUAAGGUUUGUUGAUACCCCCUUCGUUGCUUAUCCGGACAAUCGGCCCUUGGUGAAGCAUUCACUAUGGAUAUACACCAUUGUAGUGUAAUGCUAAUUACAUCGCUUUUCGCUGCC
Dichomitus squalens LYAD-421 SS1 is the source of this 1632-nucleotide messenger RNA. RefSeq lists its product as uncharacterized. The transcript is spliced from 7 exons. The record is from RefSeq and is a predicted model, not a curated record. Bases 102 to 1505 code for a protein of 467 amino acids. NCBI's taxonomy places the organism in Eukaryota, Fungi, Basidiomycota, Agaricomycetes, Polyporales, Polyporaceae.